Molecule: messenger RNA, 1491 nt
Organism: Cynara cardunculus var. scolymus (artichoke)
Lineage: Eukaryota; Viridiplantae; Streptophyta; Magnoliopsida; Asterales; Asteraceae
Product: protein FAR1-RELATED SEQUENCE 5-like
Exons: 6
Coding region: 1-1491 (496 amino acids)
Biological process (GO): regulation of DNA-templated transcription
Source: RefSeq, a predicted model, not a curated record
AUGGACGACUUGAAUGUUGUUGGUAAGGAAGUUUGUUCAGGAUCAAGUUAUUCAAACGACGAUUCUGUGGGCUUUUCUCAAGAUUGUUUUCUUGAAGACAACUUUUAUGAAAGUAGUUCUGAUAACGACGAAGAAGAUCAUUUUGUGUUACCAGCUCAARGAGUGAUUGGAAGUCCUUGYUGUGAUGGAGUUUGUAUCUCAUCUGUUCCAAGUGAAUUUCAACCGGUUGUUGGAUCAAUCUUUGCAUCUUUGGAGGAUGGAAUUGAAAUGUAUCGAAGGUAUGCCGACAUUGCCGGGUUUGAUAUUCGACUAUCAACCCAGAAGACAAGGAAGGGUGGUAUAGUCAAACUAAAAUAUGUUGUUUGUCAUAAGCAUGGGAAACCAAAAAAGAGGUCGGUUGACUCUGUUGAAGUGGAUGGACAUCGUAGACAAGUACGAAAUACAAACUUUAAAGUUACAGAUUGUAAAGCAUCUGUUAGGUUUAAAUACAUAGAGGGGUCUCAAUCAUCAUAUAGAUUAUACUAUUUUUGUCCCAACCAUAACCAUGAUUUGAUUGAUGAUGCUGAUAGAAUUUUAUCACGUAAGAGUAGGCAACUCAGCUAUGAUGACAAAGUUAUGGUUCACCGGUCGGUAAGGUCAAAUAUUGGGCCUGUAAGAGCCCACAAGUUGCAGGUUUGUUUGAAAGGUGGAUAUGAUGAAGUUGGUUCUACUGUUGUUGAUUAUAAGAAUUUCAAGAGGGAUCUCAAUAACUACAUUGGUGAUGGAGAUGUGCAAAUGGUGGUAAACAUGUUGAACGACAGAAGACAAUAUGGGACAAACUUUGYAUUUGAGUAUAAAAUUGACAAUGGUCGUUUGGUAUCAAUGUUUUGGGCCAACGAGUUGACAAGGUUGAACUAYGCAGAGUUCGGUGAUGUUAUGUCAUUUGAUGCGACAUAUCGUUUCAACAAGUAUACCAUGGUUUUUCUACCAUUCAUCGGUAUUGAUAACCAUAGGAGAUCAGUUGUUUUUGGGUCAGGAUUGAUCACUGAGGAAACUAUCCAAGCAUAUACCUGGUUGUUGGAGUCAUUCUUGAAGGUUCAUGGUCGUCAACCGACCCUUGUUUUGACUGAUCAAGAUGCUUCCAUUAAAGAAGCAAUUCCUGUUGUGUUUCCUGAUGCUAGACAUCGCCUAUGUAUGUGGCAUAUCAUGAAGAAGCUACCUGCCAAGGUAGGUUCUGAUAUCAUUUUGAAUACAAACUUCAGAAAACGGUUAUUGAAAUUAGUAUGGAGUGUACACCUUGAACCUGAUGAAUUUGAGGUUAAAUGGGCGUCUUUGUUGAAUGAGUUUGACCUUAAUAAUCACCCAUGGCUUGAGGAUGAUGAUAAAUGUGUUAAUGGUGUGAUAAUUGUGUUAAUGCAACAACUGCUUUUGACACCCAAAAUCUUGAUGCCACGACUUACCAGUGAUCACAGGAGCUGUGAUAAUGGUGUGAUAGAUGUGUUAAUUGUGUGA